GCUAUCCGCGAGCACCACGCACACGCUGACCACACGCUUUGACGAGCGUGCUCUUUCUCUUCUUUUUUGUUGUUCUGGCGCAUCUGCUUCCGUUCUGUUGAAAAAUCUUAUAUUUGUUUCUUCCUUGCUUGACUCUCCCUCACCUACCAGACACUCCCCAACGAAGGAAAACAUGGACGAACACUUCAUCUUUUCUCGCCCGGUGGUGGUGACGGAGGACAAGCUUAGGGAAGCGCUGGCCAAGAAGGCAAAUCAAAAAACCUUGAAAGACGCACUCGACCAGCAGGUAUUCGAAGCGGAGCGACUCAAAGUCGAGGCGCACCGGGCGAAAGGACGAAAGGAGAAGAAAUCAGCCAACAGAGGCAGCUUGACAUCCGCACCGUCGUCGUCUUCGGAAGGAGAAACGGCUCGAGGCACGAAUUCGAGUUUGGACGCCAGCCCGGCGGGACCGUCUCCGGCCCCCCUUGUCCCUUCGCCCCCACCUUCAUCCGGCACGCAUGCGGGCCCUUCCAGCGGUCUCGAGCCCACUCGCUACACCUUCUCCUUCAAGGAAGGGCAGGGCACCUUCGAGGUAACGGACAAAACAGUCCGACAACUGAAGGAAACACUGCAGCCCUCCUCUGCUGAAAGUCGCGCGCGGACCGGCAGCAAGGACGACGGAGGCCCUUCCGUACCUUCCUCCAACAUCAAAGAAAAGAAGCCGGAUGGACCCGUUCCGGUGCGGCGCACACCGUCUUCACGUGACAGCGCUCGCGAGGCAGGGGGUGGCGGCAGCAGCAGCAAUCGCCGGAGGCGCAAGGGGAGCCCCACUGCUCCCGCGGCUGCUGGUCGAGGAGAGUACCAGACUAACUCCCUCCCCGCUGAUUUCAGACUAGGCAAACGAGCUGGUAAUGGCGGUGGCGGUGGCAGCAACGUUUGCAGCCCGACGACGGUCACCCGUGAACGCGUAGGCAGUGGCGGGAGUCAGCCGAGUCGCGGCGCCUCUCGUGAGAGGGGGGGCGCUGGUGGUGCUGGAAGUGGAGACGAAGGCGGUUACGACACCCAGUCCUUGCCGGUCGAGCUGAUUUACAAGUUGAGUCAAGGCAAUGCGCUGCCCAGUGCCGCUGGUGCUGGUCCGGAUGUGCGGUCCCCCCUGUCGCGUCUGAAGCCCCCGCACCCGCCUCGGUUGGUCUCACCGAAGCGCUCCCUCUCUACCAGCCGCAUCUCCGACUCGAUGGGAAUGCGCUCGCCGCGGACGCCGUUGCUGCCCCCGCCCGGCAGCCCAGGUAGCGCACUGCGAGACCGCGCCGUGCCGGUGUCGCCGCGCGGUGGUAAGGCUGGCCGGCUUAGCACCCCGCUCGACAGUGCCCGGGGUGCGCGGCCGUCUGCGCGGCCCGCUGGCGGGAUCCUCCCCCCGCUGAACGGCCGGCGCGACUCCGACGUGAUUGAGAUGUCGGCCAUUUUAGACGCCCAGACGCCCAUUCGCGAGAGCGGUGCCGGUGCUGGUGGUGCGCCGCGGCGUCGCACGAACAGCACCCCAAAAGACCGCGCCCUCUUCCCGCCUGGUGCGUCACCGCUGAACGACGUCUCUGCCUCUGAGCAGGCACGGAAGCAGGCGGAGCGGGAGAAGGGCUGGGCCCAGCAGGUAAAGCAGCUGAAGGCGGAACUGCGCAAAGCCCGGCAAGAGGCGGGCGCUAAGCUGGCGAACAACAGGGCCGAUGAGGCACAGGGCAAGGCGCCGCGGCGCGCGGAAACCGCCCCAGACCCGCCGGCGUACCCGCCCGGAAAAGCGCCACGUGGCGUCGGCGGGAUACGGCAGCGGCGGGUGGAGAAUGGCGGCAACCGCGGCGAGAACGCCCUCCCGGCGCGGCCCACUCGUUUAGAAAAGGUCGACUUCUCCCAGACGCGCAUCUUCAACCGCGAAACCUUUCGCCCGAUCACCGCCCCGGAGGACGCCUCGUCGUACUUUGGCGGCCUGCUCCACCCGCCGUCCCCGCGCACGCCGCUGCCGCCGGUGCAGCCGAAGGCGUCCCCCGCGCUGGCCGCGGUGUCGACGGAACAACUGACCGCCGCGAAGCGGACGGCGGCAUCGACGGCGCAGUCGGACCCACUGCCGCACGAAGCCGUGCGACAAAACUCCGUUCACACCGUCAUUUCGGCAGAUGACUCGCUCAAGCUGGCCUCCCUCACCACUCGGCAAAUCACGCUGGGGCUUCCCGAUUACGGCGAUGGGGCGCCGGUGCCGAUCGAGUUUCUGCAUCUGCGACAGUUUGUUGAGGCGCAGAUCAUCACGGCGAGCCAGGCGGAGAACUUGUGGGAGUUUUUUGCGCUCUCCGUCCCCGUGGAGUUUGGUGGGAGCGGUGGGGGAGGCGGCGCAGGCCAAAGACGGUUCAGCUCCGAUGCCGAGCACUUGGAAGUACAGGACGAGGUGCACGCGGGACGAGGGGAAGAGAUGGAGUCGCACACCAUCGAGGUGGAGGAGGUCGCCUUCGCCGGCGCGACGCACACACCGCACCGCGCGGAGAUCGGUGGAAACAGCGCAGGGUCCGAAAAGGGCGAGAUGGAGGAGGACGAGCCAGACGACUUCUUCGUCCCGCACUCACCUUCUCAGCUUCCCACCAACGCCGUGCUGGCACCCGCGCUGCGACGUAAGAUCAGUCAGCUCCACUCCGAGGAAGCGGCGAUGUUUCUGCAACGUCAACAGCAGCUGCGCAAUGGUCGGCAGCGUCCUAGUUUAAUUGCCGAUAGGAAGCCUAAAAGUAAACCAGCGGAGAAGGAUGCGGGGAGAGAGGAGCGAGCGCAGACGUCCCCGCUGCGCGGAUCUUCGCCCUCCCUGCGCCGUGACUCACAGGGCUCAGAGCCGGCGGGGACCUUCGACACGUACGCCGAAUUGAAGUUGCCACGGAAUGUGCGAACCGGUGACGCGGGGGAGGAGGAGGAGGAGUUAUAG
Messenger RNA from Leptomonas pyrrhocoris, 2929 nucleotides. RefSeq lists its product as hypothetical. The coding region runs from base 173 to 2929 and encodes 918 amino acids. Lineage: Eukaryota; Euglenozoa; Kinetoplastea; Trypanosomatida; Trypanosomatidae. The transcript has a single exon. The record is from RefSeq and is a predicted model, not a curated record.